UCCUUUUCGUCCCGCUGGAGAGUGGAGAGCCCUAAACUCGAUCGUUUCCGAUUCCGAGCAAACUCGAAGCAACUGAGCCACGCAAGAAGGUACAAAGUUUGUUCCUUCGGUUGGUUGCUGAGAAAGCACAAAACCAUCGUAAAGAAGAAUGGAAAUCAACUUUUAAUUUAUUUUCUCACAUUGUGUCGGUGUCGGCAGCCAAGAGGCAAAGUUUUUUGAAAUUAGAAGUAUCGGCUUUUGAUUGUUCAGAGGAAACCAAUUGAUCGGAGCUGCAGAUGGCCAGCACUGUGGAUUCAGUCGGAGAUCCGGUCCCGACCUCAGCGUUACUGAUGGCGUCGGCGAAGCACAUAGCGACCAGAUGCAAGAGCGAAAACGUUGCCUUCGUCAAAUGCAAGAAGGACGAUCCCAACCCCGAGAAAUGCCUCGAUAAAGGCCAGCAAGUCACUCGCUGCGUCCUUAGCUUGUUGAGAGAACUUCAUCAGAGUUGCACAAAGGAGAUGGAUGCGUAUGCAGGCUGUAUGUACCACCACACCAAUGAGUUUGAUCCAUGCCGAAAAGAACAGAGAAAGUUCCAGGAAGCAUGUUCGUUGGAUUGAGUGACAGAUAUGACAUUCGAGAUUCUCAAUCUGAAAUGGCAAAUUUUACUUUUAUCGUGUAGAAUUGCUCCUUGGCAUAGCACCAUGUAUAUGGCAAUUAAGUAUCGCUUCUUGGUCAUGCUUCUGAUAAUAAUAUAGUCUAUGAAUACCCUUAUUGAAAGUAAAUUCCAUUACAUAUGGUUUAUUAUUGAUAUUUUGA
Molecule: messenger RNA, 795 nt
Organism: Diospyros lotus (date-plum)
Lineage: Eukaryota; Viridiplantae; Streptophyta; Magnoliopsida; Ericales; Ebenaceae
Product: NADH dehydrogenase [ubiquinone] 1 alpha subcomplex subunit 8-B-like
Exons: 2
Coding region: 276-596 (106 amino acids)
Biological process (GO): mitochondrial electron transport, NADH to ubiquinone
Source: RefSeq, a predicted model, not a curated record